Molecule: messenger RNA, 585 nt
Organism: Capsicum annuum
Lineage: Eukaryota; Viridiplantae; Streptophyta; Magnoliopsida; Solanales; Solanaceae
Exons: 2
Coding region: 1-585 (194 amino acids)
Source: RefSeq, a predicted model, not a curated record
AUGACUAAUCCUAAUGCAGUAGCUGACAAUAGAGAUACUGAGAAAGAGUUGAAAAUAAAACUAGAGAAAUGGAGUUUGAUUGAAGAAACUGCUAUACAACAAAAAUCUAGAGUCCAGUGGCUAAGAACAGGGAUGCAAAUACUGCAUAUUUUUUUUGCACAGUUGAAGAAUAGAGUGGCUCAAAAUACGAUUACUAGUCUCUUGACAUCAGAUGGCACCAGAAUCUUUGCACUAGAGGAGUUAGAAAAUGAAAUUCUAAUAUUUUACAGAGAGCUCUUAGGGAAGUCUGCGGCUAUCUUGCCAAGUGUUGAUGCAACCGUAAUGCAAUUAGGACAUACACUGAAUAGAGAACAACAACAAAUGUUGGCAGCAGAAGUCACUGUGGAUGAAAUAGAGCAGGCUCUUAAGGAUAUUAGUGAUCUUAAAGCACUCGGGGAUAUUCAAUCUGUGAAAUGUUUAUAUGACUGCUUCAAGCAGUUUUCCGAAGCUUCGGGGCUGGUGGAAAAUAUUGAGAAAAGCAAUGUGUAUUUUGGUGGAGUGCAACAAACAGCUCAAGACCAGAUACUACAAGAACUACGGUUGUAA